AUUUUUGCUAUGCUAAUACUUAAUAUGUUAUCUAAAUUAUUAAAAACAUCAGAUAAAUAAAGAGAACCUUAUAUCAAAUUAAAUAAGGUGCUUCUAUCUUGUUCAUUUGUAAAUUUUGAUUUAGUAGUUAAUCUAAUCUUGAAUUGAAAAUUAGAAACGAUUCAUAAUGUCGGCGGUAGUGUGUAUCUUCUCGUACGUAUUGUGAACUCAGUAAAGCGGAACAGUGAACGGCGAAAAUACCCUUUACAUAUUAUUUGCUAGCAGUAAGCUCUUUCCUCGAUUUCUAUUAUUAAAAUCGAAAGCAAAUGUAAUUUGGUACAGUACUAUGGAGGACUAUAAAUUCUUGUUUAAAGUCGUGCUAGUCGGUAACGCAGGUGUUGGAAAAACUUGUUUAGUAAGGAGAUUUACGCAAGGAUUAUUUCCACCGGGUCAAGGUGCUACAAUUGGAGUAGAUUUCAUGAUCAAGACGGUGGAGGUUGAUGGCGAAAAAGUGAAGCUUCAAAUAUGGGACACAGCUGGCCAAGAAAGAUUUCGGUCAAUAACACAAAGUUACUACAGGUCGGCACAUGCUUUGAUCUUAGUAUAUGAUAUAUCUUGCCAGCCUACAUUUGACUGUUUACCAGAUUGGCUCAGAGAAAUUGAAGAGUAUGCUAACAACAAAGUUUUAAGAAUCUUAGUGGGUAACAAAACUGACAGAGAAGACAGGGAAAUUCCAAGGCAUAUUGGUGAUGACUUUGCACAACGUAAUGGAAUGUAUUUUCUUGAAACCUCCGCUAAGGAAGCCGAAAAUGUUGAGCGUUUAUUUAUGGAAAUUGCUGUGGAAUUGAUGGAACAAGCGAAAUGCAAGGAAUUGCCAAAGUACGAUGGAAGUCUGGGUCCUAUCAAUGGUAAGACAUCAUCAGUGGGUGACAGCUCAUGCUGCUUCAGAUCGUAAAUAACACCCCGGAGUGUUAGCCGAGAUUUUAAAGGUUUUAAACGUUAAACUAUUUGGUUUGAGAAAAUGUCAUCUCAUUUAUAACUUCUAAGAUAAGUUAGGUUAGGUUAGGUGCGUAAAUCACAACAAUUUAUAUGGGUUAAUUACCAUUGCAAUAUUUCUAAAGAACAUGCACAGUGAUAUUAUGGGAAUGUUUUGAAGUGAAAAAAACAUUGUUUUGAUACAUUCCAUUUUGUUAUUUAUUAUAGUGAAAUUUUAUGAAUUACUGAAACAUUUUGUGACGUUUAGGUAAUUUUAACCAUAAGUAUGCAUUUUUCAUACAAUUAGUGCAAUUAUAAAAUAUCAUUUAUCACACACAUAAUAACUCACAAAAGCAAUGCAUAUCGAGGACGAUGGGACUAUGUUCGCACCAGUACUAGAUGGGGUGUGAUACGUCCUGUGUUUUUUAAUGUUGAUUGAAGCGUCGAUUUCACAAAUACUCUCGGCGUCUGCGAGUGUGUAGGGCUGCGUGAAGCCCUAAACGGACGGCUAAGGACGUUUUAAAAUGAUUGCUUUUUAAAUCACGGGGCUGAUCUCAAUUUCACAAAUAUCUUUAAGUGGACACGGUUGUGCUCCUGACGCGAGCGUAGUGGAUCGAUAGUUGUUUUAAUGUUCAUUAGAAAUAGUUUGUUACACAUAUUGUUAGACGGGUUACAGCGUUUAUACGCGGACUUGUCGUUUAUCUGGAUAUUCGAAACCCCGUAGUGCAUCCGCAUCUGUGGUGUCCGUCGACGAGUGCUGCAACCGCGUUCAUUAAAUACUACUCGAUAUCUUUAAUGACUUAUUUUGUAGUUUAUGACCACCAAGUUUUAAGGCCUUUGCGGCAUUGAAUUUGGCCCGGGGCUGGGGCCUUAAAAUGUUGUGAAUUUAGUGAGAGUAAAUGUUGACCGAUCGAGGAGCAGAAGAUGCGAGUAGUGAAUUUAAGUACAGGGACGACGGGACAUAAUUAACUGUAGAUUGUAGAAACUGAUUCAAUUCUUUUAUUAUGGCAAUAUUUUUAUGGUGGUAUUAAUAAAGUUUUAUUCGUUAUAAAUUAGACCAACUUUACCAAAGUCUUGAUUGGGUACUCGUACCUGACGUGGUGCUUUUAUAUCACUAUGUUCGCUUUGUCUCUUUUCUGAAUCUCACCCUAAGACAUUCUGCGGUUUUGCGAAGUUAUUCUUACAUGUGUUAAGUUAGCAUUCGGUUCUUUACUACUGCGACCGCUCGACGACUACGCGACAACGAGAAGAUUAAACUUAUUUAACAGUUAUUCAAGGAUAUAGAAAAUAAUAUUCACAUUAUUAUCUUGGCCUUCGGAGAAACUGAUAAACUGAUAAACACCAAACAUGAUGUCUGUUCAAGUACACUUUCUUUAUGGCAAACAAAAAGUCUUAAUUAAAUUCCUAUCUCUUUUGUUUCGUUCGGUCUUAAGGUUUGCUUUAAAAGGUUUGCUUUGCUUAAAAAAUCUUGCCUUUAAUUAAGUGUGUCUUUGAUAUUGUUACUGUUUUGCUUAAAAGUUUUUAAUAAUUUUUGAUAAUGUAUUAUUUACAUGUUAUGUAACUUUUUAAAUAUUAUUUUAGAUUUUUUUACAUAAACGUUAUUCUUCCUGAAGUAUGUGAUGUCUUCAUUUAUUGACAAUAUUUUUACAUUUUAAUUUGAGGGAUCUAAACGAGGAUUUUAUUAUUGUGUCAUUUCAAUAGAAAAUAAACAUCACCAAAGAAAUUGAAUUACUUGUUAAACUCGCAAUAAAGGAAAUUACGCUGUA
This is a messenger RNA of Pieris brassicae (large cabbage white), 2720 nucleotides long. RefSeq names its product ras-related protein Rab-30 (gene Rab30). The record is from RefSeq and is a predicted model, not a curated record. Bases 326 to 934 code for a protein of 202 amino acids. The transcript has 4 exons. Gene Ontology annotation, cellular component: trans-Golgi network. Gene Ontology annotation, molecular function: GTP binding; GTPase activity. Lineage: Eukaryota; Metazoa; Arthropoda; Insecta; Lepidoptera; Pieridae.